ACGCAGAGUACAUGACGCACGGCGAUUGUUGUUUCGCGAGUGUCGCCGAGGGAUCUCCGUCGUGUCAAUUCGACGGACAGAAACAGACAGCGAGAGGGAGAGUGCGUAAACGAAAGGGCGAAUUGGUGACGUGAGUGAGAUUGACGAAGAGCAUUGCGAUUGUCAUUGUUGUCGUUGUGUCACGCAGUCCUCCCCUGUCGACGGGGACGAUGAAGUUCCAGUACAAGGAGGAGCAUCUUGAGAAGAGGAAGGCCGAGGGCGAGAUCCGACGGAAAUAUCCCGAUCGGGUGCCCGUGAUAGUUGAGAAGGCGCCUAAAGCAAAAAUCAGUGAUUUGGACAAGCAAAAGUAUUUGGUACCUUCUGACUUGACUGUCGGCCAAUUUUACUUUUUAAUUCGUAAGAGAAUUCAUUUACGUCCCGAAGAUGCUUUAUUCUUCUUCGUCAACAACAUCAUUCCUCCGACAAGCGCUACAAUGGGCUCUCUUUAUGCGGAACAUCAUGAAGAAGAUUUCUUCCUAUAUAUAGCAUACAGUGAUGAGAAUGUGUAUGGUCACUAAGCCCCAUGGAACAAGCAAAUUGCCAAAACAACAAAAGGAUUCAGCGACAAAAAUUUACCAUCUCCCAACGUAGUCUUCAUAGCCGCUUUCGAAAACCGUGCAUACAAAAUUACAUAUAUCGACACUUUGUGAAAUUUUACAUCUUGAUGCUGCACAUUUGCUUCUCCCGAAAAACUACACGACUAUAUCCUCGGAUGAUAAAAAAACGCUUUUUAUUGAUUUCAUUCUUUCUUUACCACUGGCUCCAUCGUACAAUGUGAAAAACAGCUAUCUAUGCAAAAUUAUGUGAUGUAAUGUUUAGCCUGGCCAUUAAAAAAAAAGAACAAAAGAGAUGAAAAAAAAA
Molecule: messenger RNA, 900 nt
Organism: Pogonomyrmex barbatus (red harvester ant)
Lineage: Eukaryota; Metazoa; Arthropoda; Insecta; Hymenoptera; Formicidae
Gene: Atg8a
Product: GABA type A receptor-associated protein autophagy-related 8a
Source: RefSeq, a predicted model, not a curated record